Messenger RNA from Tachyglossus aculeatus (Australian echidna), 3575 nucleotides. RefSeq names its product caprin family member 2 (gene CAPRIN2). The record is from RefSeq and is a predicted model, not a curated record. Lineage: Eukaryota; Metazoa; Chordata; Mammalia; Monotremata; Tachyglossidae. Gene Ontology annotation, cellular component: cytoplasm. Gene Ontology annotation, biological process: positive regulation of canonical Wnt signaling pathway. Gene Ontology annotation, molecular function: signaling receptor binding. The transcript is spliced from 20 exons. The coding region runs from base 99 to 3254 and encodes 1051 amino acids.
AUGCCCAGCUCCCCUUCCCCCCCGCUGCAGCUAAUGCACCUCCCGCUGUGAAGGCAGCUGCCGCAGCCCAUGCAGCUCCCGCAGCCUCAUCAGCCUCAAUGGUGCAACUUCCGCUGUCCUCUCCCGGUGGCCCCUGUCCCUCGAAGAAGGGCGAAGAGGGGAGCAUGAGGCCGGCCAAACCCCAGACGAAUCACAACCCCCAUGGAGAGAGCCAACUCGCCUCCGGCCCGCUGCAGUCUGCCCUCGGCUUGGCCGCCUCCCCUUCCCAGGCCUACGAGAUGUACGUGGAUAACGGGCUCCUUUGCCUCAAACACAAGAUUCGGAACAUUGAGAAGAAGAAGAUCAAACUAGAAGAUUAUAAGGAUCGCCUGAAGAAUGGAGAGUCCCUUAAUCCAGAUCAGUUGGAAGCAGUUGAAAAGUACGAUGAAGUGCUGCAUCACCUAGAAUUUGCCAAGGAGCUGCAGAAGACCUUAUCGGGACUUAGCCAAGAUUUACUGAAAGCUCAGAAAAAGGCUCAGAGAAGAGAGCAUAUAAUAAAACUUGAGGCUGAGAAAAAGAAGCUGCGCACUAUAUUCCAAGUCCAGUACGUACUGCAGAAUUUCACUCAAGAUCACGUACAGAAAGAUUUCAAGGAGGGCUCGAACGGGGCCGUUUACUUGCCUUCGAAGGAACUCGACUACCUCAUCAAGUUCUCCAAGCUGACGUGCCCCCAGAGGAACGAGAGCUUAAGUGUUGAAGACCAGAUGGAACAAUCAUCACUCUGCUUUUGGGACCUUUUGGAAGGCAGUGAUAAAGCAGUCGUGGGGACUACUUACAAACACAUGAAGGAUCUAUUAUCUAAGCUGUUGAACUCUGGAUAUUUUGAAAGCGUUCCUAUUCCCCAUCCCAUAAAGGAAAAAGAGGGACUGGAAGAACUGAAGAAAAAACACUUUUCAAAGGCAGAAUCAGAAACCAUCGUGGAACUGAGGCAGCCGGAAAUUCAGGCGCAAGAGUUUCUCAACAGACGCUACUUGCCCGACGUGGAAUAUUCCACCAAGAAACCCGAGGAACCUCAGUCUUGGGAUUCGGCCUAUGCUAGAAAGCCCAAUCUUCCCAAAUCUUGGGAAGCACUGAUCGCCCCGAAGGAUCCAGAGAAGAACCGGGAAUCAUCCAAGGCCUGGGAGGGCACGCCGCCCGGGGCCUCCCAGGCUGGGGUGGCCCAGGAGCCGAAAAAGCAGGAUGGUGUGAAACCCCGGACCGAUCACCUUCAGGAGGGGCCCCAACAGGAGACCCUCAAGCCCAAGCCGCCUCAGAUCCCCGAGGAGCCCCAGAAGCCGGAGCUUCCCAAAUCCUGGACCGCCGAGUUGCAGGGUGACUCAAAGCAGCAGCCUCCCAAACCUUGGGCAGCCGGGCAGAAGCAGGAAAACCCCAAGCAGUGGAUGACGCCGGUCGCCGAAGACCGGGCUCGAAAGCCGGAGACCCGGAAGCUCUGGGAGACCGAUGGGCUGAAGCAGCAGCAGCAGCCGCCGCCGACGUCCCAACAGUUACAGACUCCUCCCAAGUCGGGCAGUGCCACCCCCAGUUUUGUGGCGAAAGAGCUGCUGGUGCCCAGGAAGUGCAGCGCUGAACCCAAAGAUAAACGAGAGCGCAGACCGAAACAAGACCUUGAAGUGAACCAAGUAUAUCAGCCUGCCUCCUCCGAAUUUUCUUCUUCCCCAACCCUUCCCAAGGAUCCCGUGCUCAGAAGAGAGAAGCUGCAGGAUCUCAUGACUCACAUUCAAGGAACUUGUAACUUUAUGCAAGAAUCAGUUCUGGAUUUUGACAAACCUCCUCCAAGUGCCACUGCUCCACCUCAGCCACCUUCAACCAAUCCUAGUAGUCCUAAAGCUUCCAGGGAAGAGAAACUGCCGAGUUCCAGUGACUUCUUAAAACAGCCAUCCCAGGCUGCAGGCACCCCUGUAAUUCAGGGCUCAAAUGUUUCCUUAUCUAACGCUGAUCAGACUUCGUCUGGAUCGGAAACGGAGCUUGGAAGUCCAGAAAUUCCUCUGGCAGCAGUUUCUCUGUCGAACAAGGAGCCGUCUUCACUGCCUGCUCCAAAUACCUCCGUGCCCGCAGGCUCUCAGGGGCAACAGGUGUUCCAGACUCCGCCAGUGAGCAGUCACUCCGUAACCGUCAACACCGCACCCUUUCAAGCCAUGCAGACAGUAUUUAAUGUCAACGCACCCCUGCCUCCCCGGAAAGAGCAGGAGACAAAAGAGAGUCCCCCGUACUCAAGCGGAAAUAACCAGAGCUACUCUACAGCAAGUACCCAAACGCCAUCUCAGUGCCAGCUAUCGCCUACACAUGUUGAGCAAGCUCCUCCUUCUCAAGAGUCUCUGCAAACAGUGAAUUAUCAUCCCGAGGGAGCUGUUCAAGCAAGCAAUGGUAGCCUUGCCUUUUAUCCAGCCCAGACUGUGUUCCCCAGAUCCAACCAGUCUUUCCUCGGUGGCCGAGGAACUGUUAGAGGAUGCGCCCGAGGUGGGCGGUCGCUGACCAAUUCUUAUCGGUCUCCUGGUGGCUAUAAAGGUUUCGAUGCUUACAGAGGAUCUCCUGCAAUCGCCAACGGUGGCUACGGCCAGCUGCAGUUUCCAGGACGAGAGUUCCCUGGAACGCCGUAUCCCCAAAGGGACCUCCAUUUUCAACAAGGUUAUAAACGAGGAACGUCCGGUCCCAGGGCCAACUCCAGAGGGUGGGGCGACUGCUCUCAGCUGAGCAGCCCGGACCGCGACGGCGAACCCUACGCCGACGGAGAGGCCGGUCCGGGGGAGUCCCGCGGCGAGGCCGCCGCCGCCGCCGCCGCCCUCUUGCCCGUGCACGUGUACCCGCUGCCCCAGCAGAUGCGGGUGGCCUUCUCGGCGGCGCGCACCUCCAACCUGGCUCCCGGCACCCUGGACCAACCCAUCGUCUUCGACCUGCUCCUGAAUAACCUGGGCGAGACCUUCGACCUGCAGCUGGGCCGGUUCAACUGCCCCGUGGACGGCACCUACGUGUUCAUCUUCCACAUGCUGAAGCUGGCCGUCAACGUGCCCCUCUACGUCAACCUCAUGAAGAACGAAGAGGUGCUGGUGUCGGCCUAUGCCAACGACGGGGCCCCCGAUCACGAGACCGCCAGUAACCACGCCAUCCUCCAGCUCUUCCGGGGAGACCAGGUCUGGCUCCGGCUCCACAGGGGAGCCGUGUACGGGAGCAGCUGGAAAUAUUCCACUUUCUCGGGCUACCUCCUCUACCAGGACUGAAAGCCAGCGUGGCCGCGGCCCUCUCCCCCUUCCCCCUCCCGCGGCCCCCCGAAAGGCUUCCCCGGGCGGACGAAGGGUUAGAAAAGUUUCCGCUGCUCCGUCCUUCCCCCCCCUUUUGCUUUUCCGAGACGGGAUCCCCGAAGCCGGGCGACCGGUGCGGUGACGGAUCGGGCCGGAGCUCCGCCGGUGAAGCCGGGAAUGUAUUCAGUUUGCACUUCAGCCCUCACGUGAAUCCUCGAAACCGUGAAAGCGUGCGGCCGACUCCUCUAGACGGGCUCGCCUCUAGGACGGGCCGUUCACGAUGCCUUGUAGUGCCUCAAU